AUGGAUACCGUUACCUAUGCCAUGGAUACCGUUACCAAAGGCAUGGAUACCGUUACCGAUGCCAUGGAUACCGUUACCUAUGCCAUGGAUACCGUUACCUAUGCCAUGGAUACCGUUACCAAAGGCAUAGAUACCGUUACCUAUGCCAUGGAUACCGUUACUAAAGUCAUGGAUACCGUAACCAAAGACAUGGAUACCGUCACCAAUGCCAUGGAUACCGUUACCUAUGCCAUGGAUACCGUUGCCUAUGUCAUGGAUACCGUUACCUAUGCCAUGGAUACCGUUACCUAUGCCAUGGAUACCGUUACCUAUGACAGGGAUACCGUUACCUAUGCCAUGGAUACCGUUACCUAUGCCAUGGAUACCGUUACCUAUGUCAUGGAUACCGUUACCUAUGCCAUGGAUACCGUUAACUGUGUCAUGGAUACCGUUACCUAUGUCAUGGAUACUAGUGAAAAUGUCUUCUCACACACUCUGAUAUCCUUUAAUACUUAUUACAAUUCUUUCACACUUUUUUCCUCUAUACUACUACUACAGAUAUGA
Pecten maximus is the source of this 543-nucleotide messenger RNA. RefSeq lists its product as uncharacterized. Lineage: Eukaryota; Metazoa; Mollusca; Bivalvia; Pectinida; Pectinidae. The coding region runs from base 1 to 543 and encodes 180 amino acids. The transcript has a single exon. The record is from RefSeq and is a predicted model, not a curated record.